Varroa destructor (honeybee mite) is the source of this 5519-nucleotide messenger RNA. RefSeq names its product pantetheine hydrolase VNN2-like. The record is from RefSeq and is a predicted model, not a curated record. Lineage: Eukaryota; Metazoa; Arthropoda; Arachnida; Mesostigmata; Varroidae.
GUUGACAAGGAAAAUGUUCACAACUAUACAGAACAAGACUUACAGGAUGAAAAAAAUAAAAAUUAAAAAAAUAGCAUAGAUCUUGGAACGAUUGUGAGAAAUACGAAUCAAAUUGAAACUGAACAGCUUUAAAGAGUAUGCGCUGCCAGUACGUGGGUGGUGCGAACCUUUUUAAUAACGAAAAUUGGAAAGGAGGACAAAAACGCAUUACCUCAAUCAAGAAAGUCUUUUUUUUCACAAAUGCAGACCUUAGGGGGCUUUGUCGGCCAAAACUGCCAUUUUACAUGUUACAAAAUUAGAUCUCGAAAGUGUAAGCACUGACAAAAAGUGGGUUUCCUGUUGAUUGACUCCAGGCCAGUUGAAAAUCUGCGUGGUGUAUUCCACGCGCAAUUUGUGAAAUUUUAAUUAACAAAAAGCCCGCUUGGAGCGUACCACCGCCACAGGCGAGGCAUGGUUCAAUAUCUAUGGCCAGCCGCAGAGGGACCAGGCGAGAAAAUCGCAUCGCCCGGGCUAAAAAUCGAGAUUUGUGGUAGUGUCGAGUCGGUUUGAGCUAGUACUGAGUAGGUUUUAAGGUGCUGAUAGUACUUGUAGUGGAUAUAAGGGGCAUCAGCUGCUAUUCGUCGAAUAUAAAACAAUGCAUGCACUUCGUUAUUUCAAGCUCCUUAGAAGACUCACGAACCGGUGCUACGGCAAUCGAAAGCACUCAGUCUGCUUACCUGGCGACGACGGCAGACCUCACUUUCCCGCUUCAAGCCUGUGUGGUUACAGGAUGUUGCAUGCCUUAAAGAGGGCUACUAGUGGGCCGGUGUACCUCAUUAUAAAUUUUCUUCGAAAAACCAUAGAUAGAGAAACUACAUAUGGGAACGCGAAUGGAAGGUGUACGGCUACAUAAUGCGGUACAUUUGCUUAAUUACAUAUAAUUAGACACUAUACAGUACUUGUCGUAAUGUCUUACAAAUUCCUCUUUGUAUAAAUAACCUUUCAGCCUUGCUGCUUAUUACGCACUGAAUUCUGACUAUUUGAUAUACCGAGGUUUGUAUGCGCAGAUCGAGCUUAUCUUCAGCUGUGACUUAGCCGAGCGUAUGGAGACGGGUUUUUGGUUUGUUAGCGUAAAUAAGAAGACCACAUUUUCGCACAUGAUCGGGGUUGACUCUCACACUUUCCUAACGUCGAAUAAUAUGCCAAUUCUAUUUACUGUGUACGCGUUUCUCACUGCAAACGAACGUAUGUUCAUCUUGAUUGACUGGCUUGUAAAUCGAUCUGACCGACAUCAUAGAGGUGAGGUUUGUCAGGGAUACGAUGUCGAGUUUCUACACUUAAAUUGCGCUGUGUACGUGCUAUAUGAAGACGCUUCCGAAUCACAAACGUCUGCAUUGAUAAAAAGACGAACGUUUAAGCUUUAAUGGUAAAAGACAAAUAGGUUUCCCAAACAACACAUGAGUUACUGCAGGGCGCCGUAUGCUGAUGCAAGUCGGAAUCGACCUAUAUUUGGGUGUUACUAAGAUUCAAACUGCAAUGUCUGAUUGCUUCAUUAUGCAUGCUCUAUUACGAACAUCGAAAUAUAACGGAAGAGCUUCGAAAAAUUUGCGUAGGGCAACCUGUAGGGGACUUCGUACCCUGUUAUGGCAAUAUUGUUAUGGACCAUUUCGGGUCCUGCACACGAAGAGGAACGAAGCAAAAAUGGCGCGCUACAAUUGCCUUCAAAUUACUAAUUACAAUAGGCAAUGUUUCUAGCUUCAUUUUCAAGGAUAACAAAUGUAUAAGCCAAAUCUCGCCAUGCGACGCGCUGGAGAGCUUAAGUGAUCUUUUGUCCAUUGACCUGUUAAAUCCGACCACAAUUUGUCUACGCGCUUUGUCGGAAAAAGACGAACUCCUUUGAAACUCUUACUACUUAUGUCUGAUGAUUGACGCGAGCGGCAACACAAAGUGCUGAGCUAUAAAAAAAAAAAAAGACGCGUGGUAUUACCCUGUAACUACAUUGUGUUACAGUAAUAUUUAAUUGGCUAACUGCUUGAGGACGCAGCUGCUUAUACCAGCAUUCUGCCUAGUCACGUGAUCGUAUGCACUACUCAAAGGUAAAAUCCAGCUGCGCUUUCCCUCCGUUGGAGGGAUCACUUUCGAGGGCCUUUUUGUAAGAAAGAUUUCACAGAGACACUAGUUAGUUGUCUGCGUCGAACAGAGCCGAGAGGGCAUUCACCUUUAGGUAGCAAAGACGUCACUUCAUUCCGUUCAUUACAAUGGGCACCUUUUGACACCAGCGAUACAUUUCACGAAACGCCAAAGUGGUUUUCUUUCUACUGAAGACAAAUUUCCAAGAAGUUAUAUUGCUUUUAGGUUGUCAGGUGUAAGCAGCGACGUUUGCUACAGCUUUGCUGGCCGUGUAAGAAGGUAUUUACUGUAUGAUCAAGAACAGAUUGGAAACGGACAAUCCGAUCAAAUAUCGGUGAAAAUUUGCACACUUCUAUCACGUAGCUUUAGAACGACGAUGGACUUGAGGUUGUGAUGAGAAGAAGAACGUCAAGCCAGUGAUCGGCGGAAACCAAAAUUGCAUCGAGAUGCGCGUGUGUGUGCUAGAGCAGGAAGUAAGGUCGUUGAGUGUUACAAAAACUCCGGAACAGGUGCGACAAAAGACGUUACGUCUGUACGAUAAGGCAGCGAAGUACGCUCGUGACCAGGGCUGUGGUCUUCUACUUUGUCCUGAGCUCGGUCUUUACAUAGGGCUCACAGCCGAGCAGCAACUUCGUAUCGCGGAACCCGUUGGCAAGUUAAAUACGGAACCUCUGAAUGAAAGUCAGCCAGCUUUAGCAGCUUUAGCUCAAACUGCUCGUAAUAAUGGGUUAUAUUUGGUGUGCUCGGUCAUUGAACGAGACGACGCUUUCUACAAUACCACCGUUAUCCUGGAUCCCCAUGGAAAAGUGAUAGGCAAGCAUCGAAAGAUGCAUCUGUACCUUGAGGCAGGACUGAUUCCAUCUCACGAGAAACCGCGCAAAGUGUACAUUCCAAACAUUGGACAAGUCGAAAUCAUUACAUGCUUCGAUGUGUUUUUUGCCGAAGCUAAUCAGGAGUGUAAUAGUGAUUUGGUUUUGUGGCUUACACACUGGUAUGAUGAGACACCAAAUUUAACGGUUCUCAGUACCGCACGCGCCUGGGCAAUCUCAAACCGUACCCCAAUGGUGGUGUGCAACGCACGCAAUUUACGUGAAGGAACUCUUGGUGCCGGCCUCUUCUUUCCCGAUGGUUCAGGGCAGUAUACAAUGUCGUUUAGUGAAGAACGUGAGGCCUUGCACGUGUUCGACCUUAAAUCAACUUCGUCCGCGCUAAUCAGAAAUCCAAAAGAUAUAGUGACACCAAGUUCGGUUUAUCAGCCCAUCGCUACGGACCUUUCGCGUUUUAAUAAGGUGCCGUUGCUUCAGACGUGUGGAACUGUUCGAUUUAAUCUGCUAACUAUCUCUUGCCGAGUAAGAUACGAACUUCGGUGUCCUUCCAAGAACAUUUUGUACUCAAUGUUCGCUGCGGAAGGAACGCGUGGAUUCGGAAAUGGAGAUUGUCUUUAUCUACAGGAACUGUACGUGAUAGCUGUUGACAAGGAGACCCGACAGCCAUCUUUGCACAGUGGUUCGCCAUUUCGUACCCUGAGUAUAAGGAUCGACGUCAAAGAUGAUUGUCGGCCUCAGAAAGCGUUCCCGUUUGUUAUCGGAGACUACCUGUCCUUAGUGGAUUCUUCAAAAUGGCAAUUUAAUCGAGAUAAGGUAGAACUGAAGUUGGAAGGUCUUGAGGUGGCGUGCGCUGGUAUGUUCCGAAGAGUCUUCAGCAAAGACAUUCCUAGGUAUGUUCGUAAGAGAAGCCUUACGUUUUAAGUAAUCGAACUAGGAAGUUCUAGAAACCACUUUUAUAUUAGGUUUAUAAAGAAAAUGAUGUGGGCCGUGAAAGGAAUAGAUAAAAGGCAUUAUUCGAAUUUCGCAACUUUUUGUUACGUUAAUAGGAAAUUAGCAUGGCGUUAACUGAAUAUCUACCUAGAUGGAGAAAAUUCGAAACUGUACCACAGUUCUUUUAACGAAUCCUCCAAGAAAUUAUGUGUGUCACCUUCUUGAUCCCUUCUUCGAUAAUAGUUUCACGUGAUAAAAAUUAGGUUAAGUUGUUGUUAAGUAAAAUAUGGUCGAAAUCCAAUUCAUAGUAAGGGUUGCAUAGCGAAUAUUCAGUACGUCAAGCAAUUUAACAGGCUGUAAUGAAUGGUCAAAUUCACAAAAAUUCGUUUUACUAAUUAUAAUCCUUAGUUCAUGGACGUCUGAUGAGAUCGAUAAACUCUAGUGCUCCAUCUUAAAUAAAGGAAAAGCACCUCUCUCUGUAAAUGAUUCACAUUUACUUAACUGAAAUGAGUUGUUUGGUUUUGUUUUUCUAUUUAAAGUCAAACUAGGUUGGACCAUAGUGAAACUAUUCGAUUUCUUCUAAAUAUGGGAUAUUAUGGUCUUGUGAUUUGAGGUCGCGUGAAAAGAUAUCGCUUUAUACCAAACAUAAGCUAUCUACAAAAACUCCAUUGAGAGUUUUUUUUUUUUAGAGUUUACCAUAAAUCUUACAGCAAUUCUCUGUGGGCUACUAUAUAAAUCAUAUACAAUUACAUAGAUUUACAAGAUGGAUCUGCACGAUGGGACUUACGAAUAUACACCGUCAUAUUUAUUCGCAUAUAACCGUAUAAUGAUAUUUCGUUACCUUCAGCCAUUGUAUUUAUUUGUACUGUACAAUGUGAACAAAAUAAAACAGCAGUGUUAAAUGCUUUGUCAAAUAUUUUCUUUGUAUACUAAUUAAGGGGAGAAACGAAGGGUCUAAUCUUCUCCGCCAAGAGUCUAGUUGAGUUGUGUAUUGACAGAAGUGAUCCGGGUCCGUUGAUCUGGUAGUACACGCCACUUCCUUUUGCUAAUCAAUAACACUAUUGAAAAACGAUAUGCAUUGAUUAAAAAGAGGAAUUAAGUAUUAGUAGAUAAUGCUCCCAGCGGAAUCAAGUCCAGCCGUUGGGGUUGAGCCCCACUUUUGGCUUACAUGAAAUGGGCUUUGUUACGGUGGUGUCCGAUUAUACAGACAGAGCAGUACUGCUCAAUCUUCUUUUGAAAAAAAAAUUUGCCUAUUGUCAAAAGUGUUAUCUAUAUUAGUAUCGCAUACGCUGAUGUCCUGAUCGCAUUUAGAUAUAUGGUCUCGCUCGCCCAGCAGCUGGCGUUUGCCCUCAGAUUCACACUUGUAGAUUAAUCCCUUACGGCCCGUAUCUUAUUAUUGAUUUAAAAAAUGCGUAAAGAGUUUUUUCAUCCGGAAAAGGGCCACUUCUGGUAUGUUCAAUGUACAAUCAUUUUUUAUACAUUUGGAAUGAUGAAUUGCACGUCGCCAUUGUGCACUGAACAUGACUUUCAGUAAUACUGAAUCGUUCCCACUAAAUGUGCUUCCUUAAUUAUGAAAUCCCUUAACUGAUCACUUAAUUAAUUAAGUGAUCGACUAACGGCACAGAAUUUCAUGGGAAGUUCUGAACACGGAAA